Meloidogyne enterolobii is the source of this 346-nucleotide messenger RNA. Lineage: Eukaryota; Metazoa; Nematoda; Chromadorea; Rhabditida; Meloidogynidae. The record is from the annotation of a GenBank genome assembly.
AUGAAUUUUCUUCCAGCAGAAGUUCAACUUGAUAUAUUUAAAUAUCUUGAUUCAGAUCAAUUACUAUCUUUUCAACAAACAAAUCUUUACUUCAAAAGCUUUAUUAACAAAUAUAAGGAAGAAUUGGCACGGAAGAAAUUUUGUUUUAUUGAAAUUCGUUAUAUUAAUGAGAACUAUUUAAAUGAUUAUAUCUUCUUUAAACCAGAACCCAAACUUUAUGACAUUCAAUUGAUGGAAAUAUGCAAUAGAAGAAUCUUUUCCAACAUUUUUAAGUACUACUGAAGCACAAUUAACGAUAGCUGCCCUUGUUGUGGAACCAACAUAUAGUAAUAAAUAUGACAAAAUA